Penicillium diatomitis is the source of this 894-nucleotide messenger RNA. RefSeq lists its product as uncharacterized. The transcript has a single exon. Lineage: Eukaryota; Fungi; Ascomycota; Eurotiomycetes; Eurotiales; Aspergillaceae. Bases 1 to 894 code for a protein of 297 amino acids. The record is from RefSeq and is a predicted model, not a curated record.
AUGGCCCCAACAAGGACCGAUCCUGACAAGAUCCGGAAAUAUGCUGAUGAGGUUGCCGAAUAUAAUUACGAGCAGGCAGUCAGCAUUAUUCAGAGGGACAAUGCUUUGGCUAUGGGCAAGGGUGUGCAGAAUCGGUACAACGAAACAAUUUUCUGGAAAAUCAUUCUCAAGGGUGCUGCGUUGAUCGAUCAUGCAAAGCUGCCGCCCGCGAAAGGACCUGCCGACGGAUUCACUAUGGCGGAAAAGGCUGCAACCAAGAAGUUCAUGGAAGAUGCUGGAUACGGGCUAGGUGCAGAAAACCAACGGCAACACCGCAUUUUUUGGAAAAACCUAUUCAAAAUGCGUGAAGCCGGCAUCGACAAAGUCCUCUAUCACCGCACCAAAGAAUUCGACAGUUACUGCAAAGGAUAUCCUAAGACAUCGGAAAUCUCCCUUGUGGACGCAAUCAAAAGGUGGGAGACCCAAUAUCGACCUUAUAUCGAACAACUGGAAACGCGGGUUCUUAGACUCGGCAAAGGUGACCUGGCGCUCCUAUCCGAUCUUGACAAUCCCCAGGUUGCAGAGAGGUUGAAAGUUCAUGAGUCCUCUUGGAACAAUGCCAAAAAUGAAUGGGCCUUCACUAGCGAAGAAGAACGCUUCAAGAGAAAGGGUUUGCAGACUUUUUCUACUGAUGUAAUAUGCGCACCCCUCGACAACCAAUUAGCAUCAGAAUCUGGAGGAGAUAAGUCCGCAUUCACUUUUCUCCUGCCUAAAGAUGGCAGCUCUUUGUUCGCCUGUUCCAUUGUUCCCGUGCGCGAGGGAGACUUUUUAGGCGUAUUUGCUGGUAAAAUUCGUUUUCGGAAGACUGGAGUACCACCUACGGUAUCCGCGGUCCUAUCGACAAUCUGUGGCUAG